AAAUAAUUCGUUUCUGAAAUAAAUACUAAAAUAAAAUGCUAAUUUAAAUGUAAUACUGUCAAUAUUAUUAGCAGUGACAGUAUUAACAAUAUUGUUAUUAAUACUGUCAAUUUUAUUAACAUGUUUUAAAAUGUAAGUUUAAUUUUUGGUGGCGGUCUGUUUGCUCCUUCGCUACCAUAACCAGCGGUCCUAUAUAGGACUUCAUUUCCCAUCAUUCCCCUCGCAGGUCGGGCGGAGAUCGCUUCCUUGUGAAGAUGGUGGCUCCCUUGUCUCUGCUUCUGAUUGUAGCCGUCACAAUCCGCGCGGCUCUGUACAGAUCCAGCCUAGCGGAGCUGAUCGCAGAGAGGGUGGAGGUGGUGUCUCCGAUCACCGCCUGGAAGCGAGUUAUCGAAGGUUUAGCGCUGCUUGAUCUGGGAGUUUCUCCGUAUUCCGGCGAUGUUUUCCACGAGACUCCCCUCAUCAUUUACCUCUUUCACUUUCUGGUGGAUUAUGCAGAAAUCACGUUCAUGCUGGCGGAUGUGAUCACAGCGGUGGCUCUUUACAUGGCCGUGAAGGACUUUAACAAGCAAGUGUUCAGGAAGCAGAAGUUUUCCGUGGAGGCGGAGCGUUACCCCGCAGACUGCCUGGAGCUCAUCAGGAGCCCCACUGAGAUGUUCUACAUCCCCCUGAAAGUAGCCAUGUUUUACCUGCUGAACCCGUUCACCAUCUUGUCCUGCGUUGCCAAGUCGACGUGCGGCCUGAACAACGCCGUCCUCUCCCUGUUCGUCCUCACAACCAUAAAAGGAAACGUUCUGCUGAGCGCCAUUUUCCUCUGCUUGGCCACCUACCAGUCCAUCUACCCUCUGACCUUGUGCGCCCCGGCCAUGCUGUACCUGAUGCAGCACCAGUACGUCCCGGUGAACCCGCGGCGCGCCGCCUUCUGGUGGUUCCUGGUCCAGUACCUGUUCAUGUACCUGGGCAGUUUGUUCGUCAUCGUCUGCCUGUCCUUCUUCCUGCUCGGCUCCUGGGACUUCCUGCCCUCCGUCUACGGCUUCAUCCUCUCGGUUCCUGACCUGACGCCCAACAUCGGCCUCUUCUGGUAUUUCUUCGCUGAGAUGUUUGAGCAUUUCCGCCUCUUCUUCCUCUGCGUCUUCCAGAUCAACGUCUUCUUCUACACCGUCCCUCUGUGCAUCAAACUGAAGGACCAGCCGGUGUUCCUGAUGUACAUGCAGCUGGCGGUGAUCUCCAUCUUUAAGUCUUACCCCACCGUGGGCGACACGGCGCUCUACCUGGCCUUCCUCCCCGUCUGGAGCCACCUGCACAGAUUCCUCAGGAACAUCUUCCUGGUUUCCUGCGUUCUGCUCGCCUGCUCUGCUCUCUUCCCGGUUCUGUGGCAUCUCUGGAUCUACGCCGGAAGCGCCAACUCCAACUUCUACUACGCCAUCACGCUGCUCUUCAACGUGGCGCAGAUCCUGCUGGUGUCGGAUUAUUUCUACGCCUUCCUGAGGAGGGAGCACCACCUGACGGCCGGGCUCUACCUGAAGAAGAAGGACGGCUCCGAGGCGACGCUGGUGCUGAAAUGAAGCGCGCCCUGCGGCUGCUGCAGAGCAACGAGCUGAUCGAACCUGAUCAAAUCUGAUCAAACCUGAUCAAAUCUGAUCAAACCUCCUCAGACUGGAAUGAGGAGGAAUAAAAACGUUGAUGGUGCAGAACUCUGAGCGACUCGCCGCCGUUUCCGAUGAACAAACUCUGAACUGUUCAGGAGGGAAAGUUUCAUCUGAGAAUAUUUUAUUCAGAACUUUUUCUGUUUAAACAUAAAAUGUAGGAAACGUGUGAAUGUCCAGAGAAAUGGCUCAGCAUCACUUGGUUUUGUCUAUUUUGCUUGAUGACUUUAAAUUUCUUUGUGUUGUGAGCAGAAUGCCAGGAUUAUAUAAAGUUCUAAAGGUUUCAGUUAUUGAUUGGAUCUUUUCUGGGAUGAAAACAACAAAACUUCAUUUUUUGUUUUGCAGAUUAUGGAUCAAGAUAAAAUUGUCCAAGCUGCCAAAACACAAAAUUUAUUUGUGUAUUUUUUUCCCUUUCUUAUAAAAAAUAUUUUAUAACACUUAAAAUAAUACGAAGCUAAAUUAAAGUAACUUUUCAGCAAAAUGUAGGAGCAUUUUUUAAUUAAAUAAUUAUUUGAUUUGCAUUAAACUUUCUGUUUCCACUGUAGAUUAUUAAACUUAUAACAUGGAAAAAUGUCUUAUUAGUCAGAUAAUCUGCAGGUGAAACGAUUAUUUAUUUAAAACAAGUUUUUUAUCUGUUGCUCAGAAGUUUUUGGUAUUUUUUAUUUCAGGUUUUCUCAGAUAUUUGCAGGUUUGGUUUCACACAUUAAAGGCUCAAAUGUUGAAUGUUUCUGUGACACUUUGCUGCUUUAAUUUGACAUUUAAAAAGUUUAAAUUUCAAAACAUUUAAACUUUAUUUUUCUUCUAAAUCUUGAACAUUUUGAUCAGGAACUUUAUGCUGUCGAGUUUCUUCUGGUUUUUUUUAAUUAAUGGCUGAAAUUCUCCAUAAAGUUUUAAUGAACUUAUAACCAGUUCUAAGCAUUUAAACAUUUAACCCUUUAUAUGCAUGACGAGCCUAAUUAUGAAUUCCCUCUUAUUGUUUUGUCUUUCAUAAAUACAUAAAUAUGAAAUGCUAAUCUGUAAACUCCCAUCCAGACUGUUGUUAGCUUAGCUUAGCAUGAAGACCAGAGUUUGGAGGAUAUGUUGGUAUUAAUUAAAAUGGUUUUUUGCUCCAUGCUGCCAAAAGUUUUUAUGUAACAAACUGAUCUGAACAUUUUGCUUUAAACUUCUGAUUUUCCUCCAGAAAAGAAAAAAAAAAACUAAAUAUUUUCUACCAGAAAUAUUUGUUUUCUCUCAAACUGCUGAUUCUGUUUCACCGUUUAGUUCAGCUGGUAGAAAGUUUUUCAUGUUCGCCAACAGGAAAUGAUUUGUUACGGUUAUUAUUCUGUCUCAGUUUGAAUCAUUUUCACCAAUCAGUAUUUUGUUUAAAAAUGUAAAGGUUGAUUUAAUUUUACUGAAACAACUUUUAGGAAAUAUUUUCUUCACAUCUUCAGUUGAUGCAAAAAUGCAACAGUUUGGUUUUUAUAUUUUCAUCUGAAUUUAAUCUGAUCUUUAUUGAAAUGUUUAGUUUUUCUGGACAGAAAGUCAUUCUGAGGUUUUUAUAAAGGAAAAAAUCUUAUUUUUAUUUGCUGCACUGAAACUUUACAAAAAGCUUAUUUUAUUCCUGCAGUUUGUUCUAAUAUUUAGUUUAUUAAAACAUUUAAAAUUAUUUUACGGUGUAAUUAAAACCUGAGGUUUUGCUUUUGCUGGUUUUUCUGCUGAAACAGAUUUCAGUUUCUCCAUAAACAUUUAUUUUAUUAUUGCACUAAUUAACAAAAACAUUUUUCUUUGUACUUGAACUGAAUGUUUUAGUUGUGAGACACUAAAAGACGGAUCUAAAAACUAAAUAUUGAUGAAUGGUGAUUCUGAUCCGUUUCCAGUUUCUGCAUCCAGAAAUCGAAUCUGAAUGAAAAAAAUUGUUUUUAUAAUAAAAUAAAAUAUUGAUUCUGA
This is a messenger RNA of Xiphophorus couchianus (Monterrey platyfish), 3569 nucleotides long. RefSeq names its product phosphatidylinositol glycan anchor biosynthesis class U protein-like. The coding region runs from base 255 to 1562 and encodes 435 amino acids. The transcript has 12 exons. Gene Ontology annotation, biological process: attachment of GPI anchor to protein. NCBI's taxonomy places the organism in Eukaryota, Metazoa, Chordata, Actinopteri, Cyprinodontiformes, Poeciliidae. The record is from RefSeq and is a predicted model, not a curated record. Gene Ontology annotation, cellular component: GPI-anchor transamidase complex; membrane.